Pterocles gutturalis (yellow-throated sandgrouse) is the source of this 2189-nucleotide messenger RNA. RefSeq names its product perilipin-3-like. Gene Ontology annotation, biological process: positive regulation of triglyceride storage; lipid storage. Lineage: Eukaryota; Metazoa; Chordata; Aves; Pterocliformes; Pteroclidae. The annotation marks the transcript as partial. The record is from RefSeq and is a predicted model, not a curated record. Gene Ontology annotation, cellular component: cytosol; lipid droplet. The transcript has 8 exons.
CUGCAGUUGAAUUCAGUAUGGCGUCAGAAAAGACCACAAAAAAAGAUCUGCUGAAGGCUGAGGAACAGCAAGCGAGCGCUGUCAACCGGGUAAGCAGCUUGCCUUUGCUCAACUCCGCAUUCAACCUGGUCUCAUCUGCCUACAACCACACCAAGGAGACGCAUCCUUUCCUCAGCGGUGUCUGCAACGUGGCCGAGACCAUGGCUGCCGUUGCAGUAGGUAGCGUGGUUGGUGGAGCACAGCCCAUCCUGAACCAACUUGAGCCACAAAUUGCGCUUGUAAAUGAAUAUGCCUGUAAAGGACUGGAUCAACUGGAGGAGAACUUGCCUUUCCUUCAGCAGCCGGCGGAUAAGGUCAUUUCAGACACCAAGCAGCUGGUUUCCACCAAGGUGAUAUCUGCUAUGGAUGCUGCCUGUGAGGCAAAAGAAGCCAUGGCUGAUAAAGUGACUGAAGCUGUGGACCUCACUAAAAAUGUCGUUGGGGACAGUGUCAAGCUGACCAGGUCAAUGGUCACCUCCACUGUUAACAGUGCUGUGGAGGCUGCUCAUGGUGCCAAGGACCUUGUGACCAACAAGGUGACAGAGGCAGUGGACCUCACUAAGCACAUGGUGGAGGACAGCGUUGGACUGACCAGGUCUGCAGUGGCUUCUACUAUAGUCAAUGCUGUGGAGGCUGCCCAGGGUGCCAAGGACCUUGUGACCAACAAGGUGACAGAGACAGUAGACCUCGGUAAACACAUUGUGGAAGACAGCAUUGGACUGACCAGGUCUGCAGUGGCUUCUACUAUAGUCAAUGCUGUGGAGGCUGCCCAGGGUGCCAAGGACCUUGUGACCAACAAGGUGACAGAGGCUGUGGACGUCAGUAAACAUAUCGUGGAGGACAGCGUCGGACUGACCAAGUCUGCAAUGGCUUCUACUAUUGUCAACGCUGUGGAAGCCGCCCAGGGUGCCAAGGACCUUGUGACCAACAAGGUGACCGAAGCAGUGGACCUCACUAAACACAUUGUGGAGGACAGCGUUGGACUGACCAGGUCUGCAGUGGCUUCUACAAUUACUGCUGCUGUUGGGGCUGCCCAAGGUGCAAAGGAUCUCGUCACCAUCAGAGUGACUGAAGCAAUGGACCUCACCAAAGGGGCUGUUCAAGACAGUGUUGAGAAGACCAAAUCAAUGGUCACUUCUACAGUCACUACAGCUCUGGACGCUGCGGUGAGCCAAGCCGUGGCAGGUGGCAUGGAAUCUGUCCUGGGUGUGUCAGAAGAUCUGGUGGAUCACUACCUCCCAAUGACAGAGGAGGAACUAGGUAAACUGGCCACCAGUGUCGAGGGAUUUGGUAUGGCUUCUGUGGAGGAGCAGAAACGGCAACAGACUUACUUUGUGCGUCUGGGUUCCCUCUCUAACAAAGUCCGCCACCGAGCCUACCAGCACUCCCUGAACAAACUCCAGCGCAUUAAACAAAGCACCCAGGAUACUCUCUCACGACUACAGCUGGCAAUAAAACUGAUUGAAUCUGUGAAACAGGAAGUUGGCCAGAAGCUGCUGGAUGGGCAGGAGAAGCUCCAUCAGCUGUGGGUGGACUGGUGCCUGACCCAACCCAAAGGAAACCAAGUUAAAACUGCCGCCCAACCAGAGGUAGAGUCACGGACUCUAGCUAUGCUGCAUAUCCUCACCCGGCAGCUACGACCUGUUUAUGAGAAUCUGAAAGCCAGCAUCCAAGGCCUCCCCAGCAACAUCCAAGAAGCUGUGUAUCAGGCCACUCAAAAUAUCCACAAGCUCCAUAAUUCUUUUUCCAGUGCUAUGUCUUUCCAGGACCUCUCCAGCACCACCCUGACCCAGAGCCAGGACUGGGUGGCAGAGGCGCGAAGGUCCCUGGAUGACCUGUUUGCGUAUGUAACUCAGAACACGCCUCUGAACUGGCUUGUGGGUCCCUUCAGGGCAACAGCUAAAGGGUCCCAGGAUGGCAGGAAGCAUAAGAAGAAAGAUACAGUGACUGAUAUAAAAUCACCCGUGUUGGAAAAGGGUACAUCAUCAAAGGAGGUGGCUAAGGCACCCCAAGAACCAAAGGGAGCAAACGGGAUCCCAGGGGAAGGGUGUGAAGUGCCGGAGAAGCUGGAAGAGAAGGUGGAGAAAGACACAGAGGUGACAAUGGCUGCAAAGGAGAUAAUAACUAAUGCACCAGAUGAAGAGCCCUGA